AUGGCACAGAACGGAGGCGAGGCAGAGCUUCGGGCCUGGUAUCAAGCCAUUUCGCCACUGCGCGUCGACCUUGUCGGAGAUUUUGCUGGCAAGGAGCUGUUUGCCAUCCAUGGCGAUUCUCUCUUGCUUCAUUGUCUCACCGAAGCGAGGGUCGACUUCACCAACGGAUUCCAGCUUCUCCACGCCAUUCAUGCAGUCGAGAGCUUCUUAGCCCGUCUAGAGCAACGUGGAUGCAACUUCCACAUCCUCUGGUUUCGCGAUCACGAGCACCUGUGCGUCCCUGAGGGUGUUUCUGGGGAUGCCGCGUCCAACUGCCUUCGUCUGUCGCGCAUCAUCCUGAUCAAGCACCUGGAGCACUACGCCCAAUACUCUCGCAAGCCGGCUGGCGACCCGCUCGUGUUUGAAUACGACAAUGUCGACAGUAAUGCGUUCCAGCAGUACCUCGCUCAGAAUGCCGUGCAAUUCUUUCUGUGUCUCGACGGCUGCGCCCUGGAUGGAUGCGCGUCACCUACCGGUGUCCAGUAUCUCGAGUUCAUUCACCACAUUGCCUUUCACGGCUACAGCGUCGCUCUUAUGAACAGCCUCGAUUUUGUGAGCUCCAAGGUUCUGGUAUCGGCCUUUUCACCCUCUUCCUGUGGCAACGAGAUUCGAAUUGAAAAACCCCGACCGAGUCCAAGGACACAAAUCCUGGCCGUCUCCGAACUUGAGCUUGACCUGGGGCUCGAGCCUGGAAGCUGGUCCCCUUGGGCCGAUGGGAAGCCGCUCUCGGUCAAGGACGCAAUCUCCUUCACUGCUCUCUGCAACAUGCUCUUGGUUAACUCCAAAAGGGGCAUCAGAGCUUGCGCCGCCGCCUACGUCCUUCACCUCUCUGCCCUGCGACACUGCAGUCUCUCGCAGAGGUCCUGCAUGGUGACGACUCUCGACACGCAUGAGCAAGAAUGUCUCGACGAUUUCUUUGCAUUCUUCGCCGACAUCUGCAUCAGCAUCGUCGAGAGCCUUCCAAUCCAGCAGAGAUGGGAUGCCUUCGAUCUUCUAGACGGUCGAGUCAUGCGGCAAAUUUUCAAGAACUUGGGAUCCCUUGCGCCAUCUCCGGGCAUAGUCGGCGAGGCACGUAGCUUCGCAGAGCGAAUCUAUCUCCUAACCCAGGUUGACAUCUCCGACUUGAUCCCACCAAGCUCUGUCGAUAAAGCAGCCGAGACAACGAGCCGAGCUUUCAUUCAGUCGGAGAACGGGUCAAACUCGCAUGUCAUGCCUUUCACUCACCCCGUCCUCGACAAAUUCCUAGAGCCUGUUCGUCUCGUCACCGAAGACUCGGUGAAGCCUACCGGAAAUCCAAAGGUAUUCCAGGAACUUUCUCACUGGCACAACGCAAAGACUCCCAUCGAUCCUAAACAUGAACAUCGAAGACCCCCAGGUUUCUUCGCCCAGAGAAGAAACCAGAGAUGGAUGGCCGAUAUGAUUGCAUACUCGGCCAGUUUGACAAAUGCGUCGGGCAAAAUUAUUAACCCGGAGACCAUUGUGGCUCGUUCUGACGCAGACACCAUUCCCGUCAAGCCUGGCAAAAAGGCACGCUCCGGGGAGGAAAAGUUACCAAAACAGGCGGCUCACCAGCCCCGGGCCAGGAACAAAAAUCAUCCUGUCAAGGGCGGUCGAGAAAGCGCCGGGCAGAAGCUCAGAGAGAACCUGAUCAAGCGCUUCCUCAAGGCCGACAAGUAUCUCGCUUGUUUAUCCAAGGAAGAUACAGCCAUCAUCGGAGCCGAAGUGACCCUGUAUACCUGCAAUAUUCUCGCGUCACUGAUUCUCGACGAGAAACGAAGAGGCGCUGGGCCAUCUGUGAUGAGUUUGUUUGCCAUGAUGUGGUCGAGGACACUCGAGAUUGGCCUUAGAAAGGUUUUAGAUGCCAUCGAUGCCGACAAAAGCCUCCUCGUCGUCGCGCCUACUUCGGCUGGAAAGACUUUCAUCUCGUUUUACGCAAUGAAAAGGUCCUGCAAUCGAGCGACGACGGCAUUCUGUGCGCGGUUCUCCAAGUCGUACACGAAUAAUGGCAGGUCGGUCUGGGCUAUCCAUACGAGGGAUUACCGCAUAAACAACCCAACCGGCUGUCAAAUCCUCGUCACCGUCCCGCACAUUCUGCAGAUCAUGCUCCUGGCGCCGUCCAACGCAGAGGGCCACGUCGUGGUCCCGAAGGGCGUCGAGUUGGAGAUGAUUGUGCACUCCUUGCGCUAUUCGGACCUACGCAAGUUUACUUACAGUCCGCCUAACGAGAACUACAUCUUUAGGGGGCUUAUGGCCGCCGAGGGACUCCAGAUUCCGGGACUGGACGAAGGAGAUGGGGGACCGUCGCCCUUCUCAUUUAUCCACCCCGUCGUGGGCCUUGUCAAUCGCAACCGCGGAACUCUUGAGGAUAUUACUCUUGAACCGAGGGACUGUCUUGCUUUGUGGCGAUGCAUGUCAAAGCACCAGACGACAAGCUAUCCAAUGGACGAGGCCCUAUCUCCCUUACGUGUCUUUCCAGCCAUUGCGAAAAAGCCAGAUGUUGUCAGAUGGGAAGAGGGUCUGAAAAGGAUCCUGGAGGCAUGGAUGCAAGAUCCCCGAUCACCGUUCUCUGCUGUGCGAAGCGAACUUGGGUCGGCCUUCUUGGAGCCGGACUCACCUUCUCCAGAUGGGGCGUCAGUCGACUCAAGCAGUUUUGGCGUCAACUUCGAGGUCAAGAAGAACAUUCUUGACUCGACAGCGCUGCCGCUUUUGACCGACCUUCACCGCCGUGGUGCGCUUCCGGCAAUUCUCUUCAAUUACGAUCGAGAUCACUUCCAGAAUGGAAGAAAGCUUGCCGAAUAUGAGAAAUGGAAGAAGGCAAACUCGCAGGCGAAUCGGGGUAAGGACAAGACGAACAGUGCUGCCAAGGGCCGUUCUCGAGACGAACCUGAGCUUUCUAAAAUCGAUUUGAUUCGUGAGUCGAGCACAGAAGCCAGCAGGUGGGAGAGCUUUGAUCCGGAAGCACCACUUGACUUAUUCUCAUUUGCGAAUCGGACGAGUCUGCUUGACUCUGAGCUUGCGACCUUGGUCGGACGCCUCAGAGACGCAAACUUGGACCCCGGAAUCAUCAGCGCUCUUCGACGCGGCAUCGCCGUGCACCAUGCGGGCAUGAACCGAGGAUAUCGGCAAACGGUUGAAAUGCUCUUCCGCAAAGGAUUCUUAACAGUCGUCAUUGCAACCGGAACAUUAGCCUUGGGGCUCAACAUGCCGUGUAAGACGGUUGUCUUCUUCGGCGACUCGAUCUUUCUGACCGCGCUCAACUAUCUCCAAGGAGCCGGGCGAGCUGGUCGCCGUGGCUUUGACCUUCUCGGAAACGUCGUUUUUACUGGGAUGCCACCUAAGCGAACACGCUUAUACCUAGGUGGGCCGUCGGACCAGAUGGCAAUUCAGCACCACCUGCGAUUUUCAAUUGAGUAUCUCCGACGACAGCACCUCCUGUCUCGCGACGGCACCCCUCUCAACUUUUCUGGCCUGGUUGGCCACCUCUACUUCACUGAAAAUGCCGUCUUUGCGUUCCACUCCCUGUUGAAGGAGGGUUAUUUCCAUCAGAUCUGCAGAGCUAUUUAUAGCAAUCCUGAGGGCGUUCUCCUCAAACUGGUGCUUGUUCUGGCACACUUAUUCUGCCGGAUACCAGUUCGCAACAGUAGCGAUGAAUGGAUUGCCAGCAUCGUCCACAAAUCCCCUUCAGUUGUUCUGCUGCCAUCGUUGCCGGGCGAGGCGGAAGAGCUUCUCCGUGACCAUAAUCGAGAAACCCUCGAAAUUUUCCGAGCAUACGUCAGCACCUUUGUCGAGCAGCACCUCAGUGGAUCGCCGGACACGCAGCUCCCUUUCACCGGUUACGAGAUCCAGCAGCAGCAACACGAGCAAGAUGCGCCCUCGAUAAUACAAAGCCUGCCACCGACGAAGAUUCGAUCGUCGUUCGCCGCGCUCUCGGGCUUUACGGAUGACUUCAACACGAUCCAUGAGCUCUGUACAACAGUCCGCAGCGGCGUGUUUCUCGAGGAGUCGGCAAUACCGUACAUUCGCAUUUUUCCCGACGAUACCGCAGGUGUCCCAUGGAACGCCUACCUCUAUGACUUCUUCAAGCACGGCGAUCUGACAGCGUUGGUGCGAGACAACGGCAUCAAGCGCGGCGAUGUUUGCCUCACCAACUUUUUAAGUCUCGAUCCAGCUGUCGACGAUGCCAUGAUGGUGGAUGUGCAAGGCAUCGACGACAUCAUCCAGGAGGACCAUGACGAGUUACAUAGCUCAACGCCUGGCAAUACGGCGAGCAACGCAGUCCCGGACCCGGCCCCCUCUGUCACGGAAGAGUUUGACGAAAAGUUCCGGAAGGUGUGGGCAUGA
Hirsutella rhossiliensis is the source of this 4380-nucleotide messenger RNA. RefSeq names its product putative dead deah box helicase protein. Bases 1 to 4380 code for a protein of 1459 amino acids. NCBI's taxonomy places the organism in Eukaryota, Fungi, Ascomycota, Sordariomycetes, Hypocreales, Ophiocordycipitaceae. The record is from RefSeq and is a predicted model, not a curated record. Gene Ontology annotation, cellular component: cytoplasm. The transcript is spliced from 14 exons.